This is a messenger RNA of Wickerhamiella sorbophila, 5574 nucleotides long. Its product is annotated as Pre-mRNA-splicing factor brr2. The transcript has a single exon. NCBI's taxonomy places the organism in Eukaryota, Fungi, Ascomycota, Dipodascomycetes, Dipodascales, Trichomonascaceae. Gene Ontology annotation, molecular function: nucleic acid binding; ATP binding. The record is from RefSeq and is a predicted model, not a curated record. Gene Ontology annotation, cellular component: nucleus. The coding region runs from base 1 to 5574 and encodes 1857 amino acids.
AUGCCCGAAGUCCUUUCUGCGCCGCGAAGAAAUGGCAGUGGCGACGGCGGUGCCGCGGAAAGUCUGCAAGGGAAAGUGUCUGUUGAGACAAUGGGAGAUCGUGUAGUUCGUACAAAGCCACAGGACGGCUACGUACCGCCGAAAUCAUCCAAAGGCCGGUCCGGUGAGGACUCGUAUGCCCUCGUCGCGGCUUUUGUUGCAGAGUUUAUGUCUGAUCUGCCGGACGAAAUAAUCAGAUCGGUAACAGAGGCAGUGGUUAGCGUGGUCAGAGACGAGGAUUUAACCGAGCAGGUCAAAAUAACCGAGCUGGAAGACCUACUCGACACAAAGCUAUCUACCGAGAAAUACAACUCAUUGCUGAACAUUGUACGCAGAAUUCCGCUAGAAACAGAUGUUGAAAUUGAAGAACAAGACGUCGCAGUCACCUUCGAUGAUGGAAUGGAUUUCGAGACCGAAUCUGAGGACGACGAUGACAGUGAGGCCUCUGAACUGCCCCCAAUGCCUGCCCCAGAAAUCGCAGUAGACCGCGAUUGGCUGGCAAACUUUAUUGAACCGACGGGGAAAACCGUGAGACAAGUUCUAGCUGCUCUGGAAGCGCCCCCAAACCAGCAAGAAAACGAACUGCUGGAACUCUUUGAAUUUGAGCACCUCGAUAUCGUCAAAGUUCUUGUGCUCAACCGAGACCGCGUGCUAUGGCUCACAAGACUGCAUAUGGCCGAAACAGGACCCGACCGUGACCAGGUACUGACUGAAAUGGAGACAGCUGGAAUGUCUCAUUUGCUAGACCAGGCUAUGCAGCAGGAUCAACCGGCCAUUGUUGAUCUAGAGCUAUUAGAAAUGGAUGCAAAGAAAAUUCAUGCACCAAAAGUCAUAUUGCCAGAAGGUUCAGAACGUGUAAGUGUCCGAUCUUAUGAACAAUAUACUAUUCCUUAUUCUCAGGAUAGACCGGACCCCGUCACGCUUAUAGAUGUGGACUCGCUUCCGAAAUGGAUGCAACCGGCAUUCACUAUUAAAACUUUGAACAACGUUCAGUCUACAGUCUGCGAUUUUGCCUUGAAUUCCGAUGGGAACCUUUUGGUAUGUGCACCCACCGGUGCUGGCAAAACAACAAUCGCGCUGUUGGCUAUGCUGUCGUGCAUCGCCAACUAUCGCAAAAACGACACAAUUGACUUGAGUGCUUUCAAAAUGGUUUAUAUUUCACCCCUUAAAGCGCUUGUUCAGGAGCAGGUUCGCGAGUUUUCUAAACGCUUGGCCCCGUUUGGUAUUUCCGUUGCCGAGCUGAGCGGUGACCAAACGUUAUCGCAUGAUCAACUUGCAAACACACAACUUAUUAUUGCAACACCUGAAAAGUGGGAUGUCGUCACUCGAAAGACAACCGAUAUCAGCUACACCGCCUUGACUCGUUUACUUGUCAUUGAUGAAAUCCAUCUUCUACAUGACCCUCGUGGUCCUGCGUUGGAGAGUAUUGUCGCGAGAUCUUUAAAGUUUUCGCAAGAUACUCUUCAACCUCUUCGUCUGGUUGGUCUUUCUGCCACGCUUCCAAACUAUAAGGAUGUCGCUCACUUUUUGCAAGCAGAUAAGGGAGUAUUUUCGUUUGAUUCCCGUUACAGACCCUGUCCACUUACUCAAAUAUUUAUUGGUAUCACCGAAAAAAAACCGUUCAAAGCUUUGACAGCUAUGAAUGAUGCUUGCUGGGACAAAGUACAGGAAUAUGCUGCUGAACAACACCAAAUGAUCGUAUUUGUUCAUUCUCGUAAAGAUACGUUCAAAACAGCGCAGUUCUUGUUGGACCGUUCCCUAGAAGAAUCCAAGCAAGGGCUGUUCAAGGCAAACCAGAAACCUGAUUGCGACAACCCAGUAUUAGCAGACCUGGUAACUCAAGGACUUGCUGUUCAUCAUGCAGGAUUGUCUCGCAAAGAUAGAACAACCGUUGAAACUCUGUUCGCUGAGCGCAAGAUCACGGUCUUGGUUUCAACAGCCACCCUGGCUUGGGGAAUUAACUUGCCAGCCCAUGCGGUAAUAAUUAAAGGAACUCAAGUUUAUAACCCCCAAGCAGGCUCAUGGCAAGAGCUACAACCCCAAGACGUUUUACAAAUGCUAGGCCGUGCGGGUAGACCUGGAUUCGACAGAUUCGGCGAAGGUGUGGUUAUCACCCAGCAUGCUAUGCUUAAUUAUUAUUUGGGUAUUUCGACAGCGAAUCUACCAAUCGAAAGUCGGCUUAUUUCCAGAAUCUCAGAUAUGAUCAAUGCAGAGGUGGCCUUAGGAUCCAUUAAAAAGGUGGAAGAUGCGGUCGAAUGGCUUGGGCGAACAUAUUACUAUAUACGCAUGCUUCGCGACCGAGUGGACUACCGGGUGGGUCCCGAGUAUGACGAUGAUGAGUUUUUGGUUCAAAGACGCCGUGAUCUGGCUCACACGGCCUUAUCAAUUUUGAGAAAAGACGGACUAAUUACAUACGACGGUAAUGACGUCAAAAUCACCAAGCUCGGCAGGAUUUCAGCCGACUUCUACAUCACUCCUGAUUCGAUGGCUACGUACGGUGAACAAUUGAAAUCUUAUUUGGACAUCAUUGAUAUUAUGAGAGUAUUUUCUCGCUCGUCGGAGUUCAAAUACAUCCCAGUUCGCAUUGAAGAGCGUGUAGAGUUGAAUCGACUCGUCAACCUGGUUCCGAUUCCGGUAAAAGAGCCCCCGACAGAGCCUGUAGCGAAGAUGAAUGUCCUUCUCCAGGCCUACAUUUGUAGGCUUUCGCUUUCUGGAUUCGCGCUUGCAUCGGAUAUGAUAUAUGUGGUUCAAUCUGCGUCGCGUCUGAUAAGAGCUAUGUUUGAAAUUGCUGUUGCUAAUAAAUGGGCCCAGCUCGCUCGCAAACUUUUGGACUUGUUCAAAAUGGUGGACAGAAGAAUGUGGCUCACAUCUACGCCAUUCAGACAGUUUCCCACUUGUCCUGUGGAGGUAAUUCGAAAGACCGAGGCAUCGAUGCUCCCGUGGGAGCGUUACUUUGACCUGGAUACUCCUGCUGAGUUGGGCCAGGCAAUUAGAAGUCCGCGAGAUGGUGAACUUGUGCUAAGCCUUCUUCAUCAAUUCCCCAGGUUUUCGAUCGAAGCCCAAGCUCAACCACUGACACAUACUAUGGUCCGUGUUAAUGUCGAAAUUACUCCAACAUUUGACUGGAACAGCGAGCUUCAUAAUAAAGCUGAGAGGUUUUGGUUGGCGGUGGAUGACGGACAAGACAAUCUUUUGUACUCUGAGUGGUAUAUCUGCCGGGAAAACACGGAAACACAAACAGCAUCCCUGCCAAUAAUAAUGAAUUCUCCACUCCCAGCUAAUUUAUUUGUUUCUUUGAUCAGCGAUCGAUGGUUACACAGUGAGUCAACAGCGGUGGUUAGCUUGCGGCAUGCUUCGAUGCCCCGGAAAUUUUUGGCACCAUUGGUGGUUGAAAAAGAGCAGGUUCGCGCUGUGCUGCUAGAAACCGACGAGAAUGUUUAUGUCGGUCAAAUGAAUCAUUGGCAGGAAUAUGUGAAGAUGGUUUAUGACAGGCAUAGAGAUGAACCAGGUACCAUACUAGUUCUAUUUCCGCAGCGUGGUCAAACUGAAAUUGCCCGGAAACUAUUGGAUGGGGAGGUUUUGACCGAUGACCUUUCUGUUUUUGCUCAAAAUAAAAUGCUGCUAGCUUGGGUCGGUGAUUUCGAACGGUUAACUAGACGAUGGAGACGCAGGAGAGCUUUACACAUUAUCAACGUGCUCGUGUGUGUGGAUCUUCAUACCAUUGGUGGCCACUAUGGAUUCCUCUACGAGCUUUGUAUUCUGCGAAUCGGGUAUAUGUCCACGCAGCUUGAAAAACCCUUACGUGUUGUAGGUGUUGGACUUCCUGUUGCUCCGAUUGAGCUUGGAGCCUGGCUGGGAGCUUCAAAAGGGAACAUAUUCAGUGUUUCUUCAAAACUGAACUGGGAGAUCAAAUCAGUCAUUCCUAGACCUUACAAGUCCCAGAUGCUUGUGCUGGCUCGUCCAGUUUUAGAGGAGGUCAAGGUUGCGCUAGAAUCUGGCAAAUCAGUAGUGGUGUGGGUUUCCGACCAUAGUCAGGUUCGCCGAACAUUGAAGGAUCUUCUACGCUUGGCUGCUGCGGCUCAGUUCAACUUGCCUGUUCCUACUGAUUCGGAAGAGAGCAAAUUCUUGAUCUUACCACAGGAAUCUCUUGAAAAAGUGCAAUGCGAUGUUAGCAUCAUCAUGAAUACAGAGAAAUAUGAUGCUAAUGAGGACAGAUAUGCACCUUAUACUGCAGCCCGUGUUGUCGAGAUGGUCGCAAGCGGAAGCCAGGCUACUGUUUACACACCUUUAACUUACCGCGAUUACUAUACCAAAUUCCUCUCGGAACCACUGCCUGUGGAAAGCCAUGUACAGUUUGCUUUGGCUGACAGCUUUGCAGUGGAGAUCAGUGAGGAAAUCAUUCAGUCGGCUGCUGAUGCGAUCGAUUGGUUGACCUACACUUAUAUGUUCACGAGGCUCAAGGCGAACCCGACCUACUACGGGGUUAAGAGUGUGUCUGAAGAUGAUGUCAAUGAGUUCUUGAGUGAACUUGUCGAGUCAAACUUUGAGGAACUGAGCGAGGCAGAUGCUAUCGAUGUUGAUGGCGAUGAAAUGGCUGUUAGUCCGAGGAAUGGUGCAUUUAUCGCUGCACACUAUGCAUUAUCUACGCAAACUUUGGCGAUUUUGUCCAAGCUGGGCAGUAAGUUCCGGUUGCGGACACUACUUGAGCAACUUUGCUCUGCUGGAGAGAUGGAAGCUGUGCCGCUUCAUGGUGGUGACGAUAUAAUCCUCAACACGCUUUCCCACCAGCUUCCUUUACAGUUCAGUGAUGCAAGUUUGACGCCGAAUGCCAAGGCGUUUUACCUUAUCCAAGCGCACCUUUCGCGCGUCCAGUUACCGAGCUCGCAAGCUUCUGAUCUUCUCGAGGCUCUAGACGUUGUGUUACGCUUGAUUAAAGCUACAAUUGACGUUCUUGCGGGCGAUGGAUACCUUUCGGUCCUUACUGCUUUGGAUCUGCAUCAGAUGGUAACUCAAGGAAUGUGGGCGAAGGAGUCACCGCUUUUGCAGCUACCUCAUGUAACACGGGAUAUCAUUGAUCGUUGCAAAGACCAUGAUAUAUUGGGUAUUCAUGAUUUUAUGGCUAUAGAGGAUGAUGAUUUACGUUUGGAAGUGCUCGGUAUGAAAGAAGGUGACGAACGGCUAGUUGACAUCGCCAACUUUGUCAAUCGUUACCCAAGCGUUGAUUUAACUGCCAAGCCAGAUGGGGCCGUUAUACCAGGAGAACCAGCUCACAUGCUAGUUGUGGUUGAGCGUGACGUGGACGAAGAUACGCAAGUUAUUGGAAAGCUGCCCUGGAACACGCGAGAAAGCUGGUACAUUAUUAUCGGCAACCCCCACACAAAGGAGCUCUAUGGGUUCAAGAAGACCCAGCUAGUCGAGGAAGAACAAACGAUAUCAGUUGAGUUCACUAUCCCUGAGGCUACCGCGUCUGUCACUGUAUGGUGUGCGUGCGAUAGCUAUAUCGAUGCGGACAAGCAAGUUAUAGUUGACCUGUAA